UAAACCCACCCACCAAACCACAACCAUGUCCGACGAGACCACCCACCCCCAACGACACCCCAGAAGCAGAAGCCACAAUGGCACCAAACCCACCAAUCGUCCCCCCAAACUCCUCAACCCCCUCCACAAAGGUAUCCAGGAUUACCUGACGCACCACCUCCCACCAGCCACCCUCACCAAAUACAACCUCGAUGAUACUCUCCUCGCCUCCCUCCCUAAGCGCUUCACAGUCUAUGAACCCCUCCUUUUACUACCUGUCAACGCGCUCAGCUCUCCGCCCUCCUGGAGUGCCCUCUACACGGAUCUCACCCCCGCGCAACGCGAAACCCUCUUCGCCUGUAUUGUGCAAGCGUUCAGCCGGUCCGGCGUCACGCAUGUCGCGAUCAAUGCCCCGAUUGCAUUAACAGAUGCCCAGGGACAAGAGAACCGGAUGCGCAGUCCGGCGGGGCUGGUGCCGCUCUAUGGGGAUUUCGGGCCGAUGGGGUCGGAUAAUGGUUUGGGGGAGGAGCAGCAGCCGACGGAGGAGGAUCUGAAGCGGGCGUUCUGGGUGCGCACGAUGCAGAAUCAUGGAAUCGUGCAAAUCUGGGCGCCGCUGUAUACGAUGUUCUCGAGAGGCAAUGUUACGGAGAAGGCGAGGAUACUCGGGGCCGGGAGUGGGUUUGAGGGGUUGGAUGAUACGGCGGGGAUGAGUGUGGUGGACAUGUAUGCGGGGAUUGGGUAUUUUGUGUUCUCGUACUUGAAGCGUGGGGUGAAGAGGGUGUGGGGGUGGGAGAUUAAUGGGUGGUCCGUGGAGGGGUUGAGGAGGGGCUGUGAGGUCAAUGGAUGGGGUUGUAGGGUUGUCCGGACCCGCGGAAAUGGAGAGCUGGAAGGUGGUUUGCGGGUGGGGGAGAUGGUAGAUACAUUGAGGGAGGAGGAUAGAGUGGUGGUUUUCCAUGGCGACAAUCGGUUUGCGGCGGACAUUUUGGCGCGGGUGAGAGAGGUUAUGGAGACCAGGGGCGAGUGGUGCCCUGUUAGACAUGUUAAUCUGGGCCUGCUGCCGUCGUCGGCGGCGGCGUGGGAGAAUGCGUGUCGCAUGGUGGAUGCGCAGAAGGGAGGCUGGAUGCAUGUGCAUGAGAAUGCUGACGUGCAGCGCAUUGAGGAGAUGAAGGAUGAGAUCACGGCGGAGAUUGGGAGGUUGAGAGAGCAGGUUUUGGGAGUAGAGGCGGCGGUGGCGAAUUGUCGACAUGUUGAACGGGUCAAGACUUACGCUCCCGGGGUGAUGCAUUGCGUCUUUGAUGUCAAGGUGCCAUCGCUGGACGAGGUAUGACCUGCGCCAUAUCACGCUUGGGUUUCCAAAGAAUCACGAAAGGGUAUCUCCCAGGUGGUGUAACCGACGCUUGGACUCGUAUCAUCAAACAUAUGUACAGCAACAACAAAAGAAAUCUAAUGUACACUCAUCUAGUGCUUGAGGAACUUCAGCGGUAUGUUCGCCUCGACGAUCUGCAUGCUCUCGAGCUGCUCGAGACGCUCCAUUGCGAGGUCCUCCUCGUCGUGCUUCCGGAAGUGCUCGAUGUCCUCGGGAUGGGUGAGGUCCUCCUCCUUGGCAUCUUC
This is a messenger RNA of Aspergillus ibericus CBS 121593, 1590 nucleotides long. RefSeq names its product tRNA(Phe) (4-demethylwyosine(37)-C(7)) aminocarboxypropyltransferase. Gene Ontology annotation, molecular function: tRNA methyltransferase activity; S-adenosylmethionine-dependent methyltransferase activity. Bases 26 to 1306 code for a protein of 426 amino acids. NCBI's taxonomy places the organism in Eukaryota, Fungi, Ascomycota, Eurotiomycetes, Eurotiales, Aspergillaceae. The record is from RefSeq and is a predicted model, not a curated record. The transcript has a single exon. Gene Ontology annotation, cellular component: cytoplasm. Gene Ontology annotation, biological process: wybutosine biosynthetic process; tRNA methylation.